AGUUCUUCAAAUAACUGAAGAUGAGUAAUGGGGACCCUCCUCCGUACUCGGACCCCGGCUACCCUGCAGUGUUCAGCUCUCAGAUGGCAGCCUUCCCCGGAUCGCCACACCAGGUGUCUCCUCAGCAGACAUUCGCUCAGACCUACACAGAUGGAGGAGACCACAACCUCCUCAUAGGACCACUGGGGCAACCGGGGCAACCGGGGCAACCGGGACAACAGGGGCAACAGGGGCAACCGGGGCAACAGAGGCAACAGGGGCAACCGGGGCAACCGGGGCAACAGGGGCAACCGGGGCAACAGGGGCAACCGAGGCAACAGGGGCAACAGGGGCAACUGGGGCAACAGGGGCAACCGCAACAACCGUGGCAACCGUGGCAACCGGGGCAACCGGGACAACAGGCUCAGCAACAGAAUCAGCCCGGGUACCAGGGGAUCCAGACGGUGCCCCCCAGAGAGCAGCCAAAAUACACAGCAUUCAUCUCUCAGCCGGCAGCCUUACCGACAUACCAGAUGAAUGGUGGCAGCGGUAGCGGAGGUGGCGGCGACAGUGGCUUUGGCGGUGGCGCUGGCGGCCUUGGCGGUGGUGGCUGUGGUGGCUGUGGUGGUGGUGGCGGUAGAGGUGGUGGAGGCGGUGGUGGAGGCGGCGGCGGCGGCGGUGGCGGCGGCGGCGGCGGUGGUGGCAGUGGCAGCAAAGGUGGCGGCAAAGGCGGCAAAGGUGGCGGCAAAGGUGGAGGCAAAGGUGGCGAUGGCGGCAGCGAUGGCGGCAGCGGUGGCAAUGGCGGCAAUGGCGGCAGUGGUGGCGAUGGCGGCAGCGGCGGUAACUUUACAGAUAUAUAG
Molecule: messenger RNA, 839 nt
Organism: Sander lucioperca (pikeperch)
Lineage: Eukaryota; Metazoa; Chordata; Actinopteri; Perciformes; Percidae
Exons: 6
Coding region: 21-839 (272 amino acids)
Source: RefSeq, a predicted model, not a curated record